UAAGUUUGCCAGAAUUUACCGGUUUUCUCGGUAUUUUUCAGUCAAAAGUCAGUAUUUUGUGUAAUUCCGAUAAGUUUCCCAGAAUUUACCGGUUUUUCUCGGUAUUUUUCAGUCAAAAGUCAGUAUUUUGUAUAAUUCCGAUAGGUUUGCCAGAAUUUACCGGUUUUUUUCAGUAUUUUUCAGUCAGAAGUCAGUAUUUUGUAUAAUUCCGAUAAGUUUCCCAGAAUUUACCGGUUUGUUUCAGUAUUUUUCAGUCAAAAGUCAGUAUUUUGUGUAAUUCCGAUAAGUUUCCCAGAAUUUACCGGUUUUUUUCAGUAUUUUUCAGUCAGAAGUCAGUAUUUUGUGUAAUUCCGAUAGGCUUCCCAGAAUAUACCGGUUUCUUUCGGUAUUUUUCAGUCAGAAGUCAGUAUUUUGUGUAAUUCCGAUAGGUUUCCCAGAAUAUACCGGUUUUAUUCGGUAUUGGUGUAGUGUUUGCGUGUUUUUGAGUAUUUGGGCAGGUUUUGCAGAAUUUAUCGGUCACGUGUAUUGUUGUAGUGUUAAGAAGUGUCAGUGUUGAGGCCUUUCAAAUUGGUUAGUCGUGUUUCAGAAUUGAGUUGCCUCUCUCAGAAUUAAUAUUUCUAUUUUGCUCAAGGCUAGUGUUAUCAGAUAUGUUCGUUCGCUGUACAAUCCUCAGUAGUUUUCGAUAUUGAGCGAUAAAUUCUGGUGUAACUUUUCCGCAGGUGUGAAGUAUUAAGAGUUUUCAAUGACAUAAUUCAAUCUGCGUGUUUUUCCUCUGUGUUUGAAGCUUUCUCUGAUAUUUUGGGUGUUUUUUUCAGAAUCGUUCAGUAUUGUUCAAGUAAUUCCCAGUAGUGUUCGCUGCCUUGGUAAUGUUCACCGCAGUUGAUCGCUGGAAUUUAAGCGUUGUACAGUUUCACCUUAUUUCCGGAGAUUCACGAGAUUUCUACACAUUUUCAGAAAUUUCACAUGACAAUCUCCUGAUGAUGUAAGCAAAAACUACUGAUUUUUUAAGGAAACUCAGAUUUUUUCACUUCUCCAGAUAAAUUAAGGUAUAAAACUCCAGAUUUUUUAAGGAAACCCAGAUUUUUUCCACUUCUUCAGAUAAUAAAGGCAUAAAACUCCAGAUUUUUUCACAAUUUCUCCAGAUAAUUGAGGCAUAAAACUCCAGAUUUUUUAGGGAAACCCAGAUUUUUUCCACUUCUCCAGAUAAUUUAGGCAUAAAACUCCAGAUUUUUUAGAGAAACUCAGAUUUUUUCCACUUCUCCAGAUAAUAAAGGCAUAAAACUCCAGAUUUUUAAGGGAAACCCAGAUUUUUUCCACUCCUCCAGAUAAUAAAGGCAUAAAACUCCAGAUUUUUAAGAGAAACCCAGAUUUUUUCCACUCCUCCAGAUAAAUUGAGCCAAAGCCGUAAUUUUCACGAGAAGCUAAAAUAACACCAAAUUUCUCAGCACCAGGCAAUAAUAGCACCACGCGAGGCACCAAUCUGACCCUCUGUGACCCUCCUGACCCCCACGAAUCCCCCACGAUCCCCACGACCCCCCCACGAAUCCCACGACAACCGCACGACUACCACACGACUCCCGCACGACUCCCAACGAUAACAAGAUGCAGCCGUCGUGGUUUACAGUUCCGUGGGUGCAGUUCCAGUCCCUCCCCACCUUCCCUACCCCUACCCUCACCACCCUGGGGCAGAUGGCACCCCCACACCCGCCCACAGCAGUGUCCGUGGGCGGCAUCACACCCAUGGCAGCGCCCACGCCCACGCACACGCAGGUUAAUGGGCUCAGCGGUGUUACUCUGCCUCUUAAUGGGCUGAAUGGUCUAGCACAUGGGGGUCUGGUGGCUAUUCCCUCACCGCCGCCCCUAGCCGCCCACGCCCACGCCCACGCACACCCAGCCGCCCAUCCUGCACAUCCACACCCAGCUGCCGCCCUCGCCCUACAGCAAGUGUUAAGACGCCCCGCCCACCAGCCUGUUCCGGCGCCGCUAGCUGCACUAAUAAGAGCGAAAAAGGAGUCAGAGUUCUCUCCGGGGCUGAGGAGAGAGAAGAGGAAGGCGGAGGAGGAACUGAUGGAGAGCACUGACAUCAAGAAGGCUAAGCUAGAGACGAAAGCGUUGAAAGCAAAGCGGCCUGGGUUUUCGGAAGAGCGUUACAACGAAACUUCUUACUUCAUUGAGAACGGUCUCCGGAAGGUGUACCCGUAUUACUUCACUUUCACCACGUUCACCAAGGGCCGGUGGGUGGGGGAGAAGAUCCUUGAUGUGUUUGCCAAGGAGUUUAGAGCCCACCCUGCUGAACAAUACGAGCGGUGCAUUAAGACAGGAACUCUGACUGUGAACUACGAGAAAGUUGACACAGAUUAUCGCCUCAAACACAACGAUCUGCUCGCCAACAUUGUCCAUAGACACGAGGUUCCGGUGACAGCUGAUCUAAUUCCAAUAGUACACGUUGAUGAAGACAUGGUUGUAGUGGACAAACCUGCCUCCAUACCUGUGCACCCCUGUGGACGCUACCGUCAUAAUACUGUGGUGUUCAUCCUGGCCAAAGAAUAUAACUUGAAGAAUUUAAGGACCAUUCACCGCCUUGACCGACUCACUAGCGGGCUGCUGCUGUUCGGUCGGACUCCCAAGAAAGCAAGAGAAAUGGAGCAACAGAUAAGAACCAGACAAGUCACAAAGGAAUAUGUGUGUCGCGUGGAGGGGGAAUUCCCGAGAGAUGCAGUGGAGUGUGUGGAGCCAAUAGAGGUGGUGAGCUACAAGAUUGGUGUCUGCAAGGUCUCAGCUGGCGGGAAAGAUUGCCGCACCGAGUUCCAGCGACUGUCUUUCAAUGGGACAACUUCUGUGGUGCUAUGUCGGCCCCACACUGGCAGGAUGCAUCAGAUACGUGUCCAUCUCCAGUACUUAGGCUACCCCAUAGUGAACGACCCUCUCUACAACCACACUGUCUUCGGGCCUAACAAAGCCAAGGGAGGCAUUGUGGGUAAGAGUGACGACCAGCUCAUCCAAGACUUAAUCAAGAUACACAACGCUGAGAACUGGCUGGGCAUGGACGGUGACGCAGAGUACUCCAUGUUUAAAGCCAGGGAGAAGGGAGAGGGAGAGGAAGAAGGUGGAUCCCAGCGGAACACACCCUCCCCUAAGGACAAAUCACCCCCCCAACCACCCCACCACUACCCAAAGAUGUCACCACCACCACCACCACCACCGCCACCUCACCACCAUCACCACCACGAUGCUUCUGCUGGUGCUGCUAAUGGCCUCUCAGUUGCAGCUGGACUGGAAACGCUUGAAGGAGGAGGAGGAGGAGGAGGAGGAGGCACAACGCAAGUCUCCUCCUCUACCCAAACCAGUGACAACCAAGGAGGAGGAGGAGGAGGAGGAGGAGGAGGAGGAGGAGGAGGAAGGAAUAUGGCUUUCAGUCCCACUUAAUGACAGUCGACGAGCAUUGUUAUGAGUGCAAAGUGCGUUAUCGUGACCCCAAGCCGAGAGAUUUGGUCAUGUAUCUCCACGCCCUGAAGUAUUCGGGCCCCGGCUGGCAGUUCGAGACGAAGCUUCCUGAUUGGGCAAACGAAGACUGGAGGGAUCCGGAAGACGACCAAUAAGAAGACAGGAUUCUCUCGACCAAUCACAGAAGAGAAUGGCGAAAUCUUAUUCUGUAAAAUUCAUGGCGGGAAAUUUGAAUGAUUAAUGGCAUAAAGAAGAGGAAGAGGAGGAGUAGGAGGAGGAGGAGGAAGAAGAAGAUAUUGUGUGUGUUUUUUUU
Portunus trituberculatus (swimming crab) is the source of this 3757-nucleotide messenger RNA. RefSeq names its product RNA pseudouridylate synthase domain-containing protein 2-like. Gene Ontology annotation, biological process: pseudouridine synthesis. Gene Ontology annotation, molecular function: RNA binding; pseudouridine synthase activity. The transcript is spliced from 13 exons. NCBI's taxonomy places the organism in Eukaryota, Metazoa, Arthropoda, Malacostraca, Decapoda, Portunidae. The coding region runs from base 1603 to 3426 and encodes 607 amino acids. The record is from RefSeq and is a predicted model, not a curated record.